GAGUACUCUACGUGAUGACGUAGCACAAGUGUCGUCAAGUAAAUAUCCGCAUUGCAUAUUCACAACAGAGGAAAGGAGGAAGAUGGUUUACGUGUCCAAUGGCCAGGUCCUGGACAACAGGACCCAGUCACCAUGGAGGCUGUCAUUCCUGACCGACAUGUUUUGGGCUGCAGUUGAAUUUAUUGGUUUAUUUUUUCAGACAAUAGUUCAGCCGGACUUGUCAAGAAAUGGAAACGGUGGCUCAUCUCGCUUCAGUGAUGGCAGAGGCCCGCCAGGUCCCCCUGGUGGCCGGAGGCGGAUGGGCAGGAUAAACCACGGUGGGGGUCCCAGUUCCCCGCCAAUGGGAGGAGGAGGAUGAGGAAGGUAAACGCCUGCACUCUGAUGCAGGCGCGGAGGGAGGGAUAUGUGAAGUACAUAAGUGUUUUAUUCUGGUAGUUUAGGGGUCUUCCAUCAUACGAAGGCAACACACCAGGGCAUUAAUCACUUCACAUUCACACACAGACCACCUAUGUACUCGUGUGUGUGUGAGUAUGUUUGUGUGUGUGUCGUCCCUCCCUUCUCCUUGGGCUGUUUCCGUGUCGUGCGGAUUCAUGAUGCUACUGUGGGAAUGCCUGGACAGUGGCGCCACAGUGGCUGAUCUUGCAGCCCCUUCAAUCCACAUCCUUUACAUCCUCAUGCUACAACAUGCUUGCUUUCUAUAUUUUCCACUACCUGUCGACUAUUGAUUUGCAAACAAUAAAGACUAUAACGACAGAGGGAUAUCAGUUUAAUUAUGAUAAAAUGUUUCUGUAUUUUCACAUCAUGAGAAUGUAUGUAGGUAUGUGUAAUCUCUAUGAAUAAAAUCGUGAUUUUAA
Engraulis encrasicolus (European anchovy) is the source of this 854-nucleotide messenger RNA. RefSeq names its product selenoprotein K (gene selenok). NCBI's taxonomy places the organism in Eukaryota, Metazoa, Chordata, Actinopteri, Clupeiformes, Engraulidae. The transcript has 5 exons. Gene Ontology annotation, cellular component: endoplasmic reticulum membrane; Golgi apparatus. Gene Ontology annotation, biological process: calcium ion transport; endoplasmic reticulum calcium ion homeostasis. The record is from RefSeq and is a predicted model, not a curated record.